Molecule: messenger RNA, 5024 nt
Organism: Pygocentrus nattereri (red-bellied piranha)
Lineage: Eukaryota; Metazoa; Chordata; Actinopteri; Characiformes; Serrasalmidae
Gene: syt10
Product: synaptotagmin X
Exons: 7
Coding region: 119-1852 (577 amino acids)
Biological process (GO): calcium-ion regulated exocytosis; regulation of dopamine secretion; cellular response to calcium ion
Cellular component (GO): membrane
Molecular function (GO): clathrin binding; phosphatidylserine binding; syntaxin binding
Source: RefSeq, a predicted model, not a curated record
GCUGCACCAGAAGCGCCCGGUCAGUCAACGCAGAUGAGGCGGACGCGUCGCGCUCUCGCGCUUUCCGUUCUUUUACGCACGGCGACAGGCUGCAGCGGGCAGCGCGCAUGGUGUCCAAAUGAGCCACCGCUCUCACGGAUCGUCCAACAUACAAUGGAUUAACAGGAAAGACAUGAGCGUCCGCACGGAGGACAGCGUCAGCCUGUGCCAGAGGGCACUCCAGAUCGUCACGGAGCUGUGCCUCGCCGGCCACGUCGACCGGGAAAAAUGCUCGGACAUCUUUCCGAUGGAGAGCAACAUACCAGGUAAAGGAAAUUCAGACAUCUCUGUAAGUCUCUUAGCUGUGGUCGUGGGUUUCUGUGGGCUCGCCCUGUUGGUAGUCUCUCUCUUUGUGUUUUGGAAGCUGUGCUGGCCCAUCUGGAGAAGCAAGGCCCUCUCUUCGCAUGCCGAUGGCAUCCCGCAGGGGAUGCUCCCCGAAGCCCCCCUGGCCAACUUGCCACCACCUCCUUCGCCCCGCCCUCAGCCCCCUUUGGUCCCAGAACCCAAGUUGGCUGGGUUGGCGGUCAUGGGGCGCCAGGCCUCUCAGCCCCAGCAGGAUGACCAGGAGGAGAGGAAGAGGAAGGUGCCUGAGGUGAAGGUGAAUGGUCGCAGUUCAGUCAAGAUAAUCGAGGCGGCCAUGAAAAUCAGCCAGACAUCGCCGGACAUCCCAGCUGAGGUGCAGCAGACUCUGCGUGAGUGCCUCAGCAGGCAGGCCAAAAUCCAGAGGCAGACCACUGAGCCCACCUCAUCCUCCAGGCAUAAUUCAUUCCGUCGGCAUCUUCCAAGGCAGAUGAAUGUGUCCAGCGUGGACUUCAGCAUGGACACUCUGCCUGUGCGGCAGUCCUCAGCGGUCAGCAUCGGACGCAUCAAACCUGAGCUCUACAAACAGAAGUCCGUAGACUCGGAGGAAGGGAACAAGGAACCGGUGGAGACCUGUGGCAAGCUGAGCUUCGCCCUGAGCUACGACUAUGAGGAGCAGGCUUUGGUGGUGCGCAUUCUUAAAGCCCUGGACCUGCCAGCCAAGGACUUCACGGGCACCUCUGACCCCUAUGUGAAGAUCUAUUUGCUCCCAGAGCGUAAAAAGAAGUUCCAGACACGGGUCCAUCGUAAGACACUCAACCCCACGUUUGAUGAGGUGUUCCGGUUUCCAGUGGAGUACGAGCAGCUGUGUAACCGCAAGCUGCACUUUAGCGUCUACGACUUUGACCGCUUCACAAGCCAUGACAUGAUAGGUGAGGUGGUGGUGGACAACCUGUUUGAGCUCUCUGACCUGUCACGUGAGGCUGUGGUCUGGAAGGACAUACUUGCAUCAACUACAGAAAGUGUGGAUUUAGGGGAAAUCAUGUACUCCCUCUGCUACCUUCCCACGGCUGGCCGCAUGACCCUGACUGUCAUCAAGUGCCGAAACCUGAAAGCCAUGGACAUUACGGGUUCCUCAGAUCCAUACGUUAAAGUCUCCCUGAUUUGUGAUGGUCGGAGGCUCAAGAAACGGAAGACCACCACUAAGAGGAACACGCUCAACCCCGUCUACAACGAGGCCAUUAUCUUUGACAUCCCACCCGAGAACGUGGAGCAGGUCAGCCUUUCAAUCAUGGUGAUGGAUUAUGACAGAGUUGGGCACAAUGAGGUGAUCGGUGUGUGUCGGACAGGCCCUGAUGCUGAGGGCCUGGGUCGAGACCACUGGAAUGAGAUGUUAGCUUACCCACGCAAGCCCAUCACACACUGGCAUGCCCUUUGUGAGUGGCCAGGAAGAGCAUCCAGUUUUGAAAGCCAGGGCUCCUGCCCCUCCCCCAAGCCCGCCCAGACUCCAUAACCAUGGCAGAGGAGAUCCUGAAUCACACAAGUCUCCUCACACUCUUUUUGCGCACAUGUGCUUGGUUUGUACCAUGAGCUUUCUGGUUUUCUCUUGUGGCUUGUAACACUGCAUCAUUAUGCCAGAGGAUGACUUGUGCAGGUGUCCUCUGCUAUAUAUUCCUGAUGCUACUGCAUUACCUCUAGAACUAUUUCUGAAGACAUAUGGGCUGUUAGAAAAAAUGGACAAGGCCCACAGCAGGCGUAUGAGAUGAUGAUAUGAUUGCGUGGGGAGACUGACAGGAAAAUGAUACCGUGCCAGUUGGGUGACAUAUCAAAUAACAGCACUUUCCAUGUUGUCGUUUUGAACAUCUUUACUUGAUGACAGUAUUUGAUUUUGAAUGUAGACACAUUAAAGGACAAAAAAAUAAUAGAAGUGGCAUGAAUAUCUAAAAUCUAAACUUAAUGUAUUUGUGAUUUAAAGGGUAAAACAAAUAUGUUUAACAUUGAUUACAUGGUCACCUGUUCAAUGUAUGAUUCUAAAAAAUAUAGUGAAAAUUAGUCAUAUAUACAUAUAUGCAACCAUGAUUACUAUGAUUCUAUGAAAAUAUAUACAUAACUGACUAUUCUUCUGAGCAGCGUUUAUCUAAGCAGGAAAGAUUUCUUUCUGGUUUUGAUCACAUUCAUAGCUUUACAUUUAAUGGUCAUAGUUUGUGCAAUCAUACAAAGCUGGUCAAGGAAGAAAAAAGGACUCAGAGUGUUAGAAACAUCUUGCAACAUUGUCUAGGAAAAAUCAGAAAGAUCAGGGCACAGGCCACCAUUUCAGUGCUUUGAGUACAUUUGGACAAAAUAUAUACCAGUGUUGAAGUUUGACUCGAUGAUUUAUAUGAUGCAAAAAAAUUCUAAUUUGGCAUGUACAUAUAAAUGUCUUCAUUCCAGUGCAUAAAUUCCAGUACAUAAUUUGAGAAAGAAAACAAUCCUUUGUUGGUCCUAAAGUGCAGAUCAACCUCAGCCUUACAAACAGCAGUCCAGGGUCAUGUGUAAGUUUCAAGAUUGGUGCUUGGGUUUAUUCUUCAUAGUUUAAGAAGUCAAUCUGCCUCGCUAUCUUGCUAAAUUGAAAACGUCUAAGAACAUAAAUGUUUGAACAGUUGUGAUGAUGUGUGAAUUUUUCCAAGGCACUUUCUUAAAAGUGCAACUUUCAAACACUUUUUUUUUUGCUCUUUUGACAGCUUUUCACUGGAACUGAUGAAAAGGGAGUCACAGUAGCCAGAUGAUGUAGCUUUUUUAGUUUUUCACAAAGCAGAGUUUACGAAAUGUUAUUUGAUUUUGAAUAAAGACACAUUAAAGGACAAAAAGUAAUAGAAGUGGCAUGAAUAUCUAAAAUCUAAACUUGCUGUCUUUGUGAUUUAAAAGGUAAAACAAAUAUGUUUAACAUUGAUUACAUGGUCACUUGUCCAAUGUAUGAUUCUAAAAAAUAUAGUGGAAAUUAGACAUAUAUACAUAUAUGUAUAUAUGCAGUUACAUUACCCAUUUGUAACUCUGUUCCUAUGCAUUCCAAUUUGAAAUUACUGAGAUUUUGGUUUUGAGUUACAUUAACAACAAUGCGCAAUUAUAAAAAUCCAUCUAUCUGCACUGUUAGAAAUACAGGUAUUGUGCAGGUACAUUUUUCGUUUGUCAAGGUACAAACAGUGUAAAUGUACCCUUAAUGGUAGAACAGUGUGUUUCAGGUCCAAUUGUGCACCUUAAAUUUCUUUUUUUCCAGAAAAAAAAAAAAUGUAUUUGUAGGUAUGUAUGUAUGUUUGUAUGUAUGUAUGUAUGUUUCUAUCUAUCUAUCUAUCUAUCUAUCUAUCUAUCUAUCUAUCUAUCUAUCUAUCUAUCUAUCUAUCUAUCCCGUUUUUGUCAAGCCAUAAAAUAUUGAAAGAUAACGAAAACACAGCGCAUGAACUCCCAGGGAAUUAUUUGAUAACAUAAGGGAAAAGGUAGGUCAGAAGUAAUUAGGAUAUGUGGUUUUAUUUCAUUAAAAUCGAACCCUAUAAACAUCACUGUACUCACAGAUCAUUUAGAUACAUCAAAUGUAUGACUCAGAUUGUUUGGAAUGGAAAGAGAGAUGCUAUAUGGAUCCUUUUACAUAUUUCAAGGGAACAUUAGUUGCUUUUGACAUAUUUAGAAUUUAGAGUAUUUUAUUAAUUUUUUAUUGUUUGAAAUCAAUUAAAAACCUAAUGUAUGAACCAAAUAUAGCUUGUAAAAACCAGGUUGUUUUCCUAGAAGGUUGCAGAAUAACAGCCAAAGCAGCAAUUAAAACAGGGCACAGUGCAAUUAUGCAAAUUUGUCUCUGUACAUUUCAUUCAAAUCCAACGUUGUUUGACCAAAGGUGUAAACCUAAAUUUACAUUACCUUGUCAAAAAUGAUUGCCUGCUGAUUGGAGCUGUCGCUCUUUGCCAUUGACUUUAUAAUGUCACCAUAGCAACACAACAUGCCUGUGGUUGAAUUUGUCAGCACCUGCUUAGAUUUGAUGUACACUUCUGAAAGAGGUGGACCCCAGAAAGUGCUGUCUUAUAUGUUCACACAAGUAAUAAUGCAAACAAACAUGGCAAUUACACAAAGGCUGUGUACUGUUAACUUUAAUUUGCACAUUAGGACAAUGUUUCUGCCCCAGUACUCUGUGCGAGUAUUAGAACUAAAGUAAUAUAUUCUUGUAGCAUGCUGACAACAGUCUCUGGAUUUGACUGAUAUCAUGUAAAAAAAUACAAUCUGUAUGAAUUACUGAACUACAAAUUGUGUUUGUAUUUGCACAUUUCCUCCUUCCCAGUGCCAAUGUACGUAAAUACUUGAGAACUUUCUUGAAAGUUAUGUUAAGGUGUAUUUCUAUGGAUUGUUUGGUGGUGAUUUGUACUAUGAGCUUGUGAUCUUGGAUAACUUUAUACACAAUUUGCAUCUAUUGUGAAAUGACUCAUCGUUUGAAUGAGCACUCUACUUACUGAGAAUACUCUUCUUUAAGCCAUUGAAAGGCUUCUCAGCAAAAUACAGUGCUUUUUGUCAUACUUGUUAACAGAAGUGGGCGCUACACUUUGUCAUGAUAUGUACAGUUUUGUGAUAACUUUUGUAAAACUGUUCAGUACAUAUUUGAAAUAUAAUUUUACUGUAUCUGUUUCCUAUGUAUUUUAACUAAAUAAAAACAGCUUGUCAAACUGCAA